AAGGGUUUUAGGGUUUAAGAGCGUUAUAGAGUCGGACUGAGGGUAUUCACUUUAAGGGUUUACUCAUUUCGCGUUCGAGGAGUGAGUUGUAUUAGAACCACUGCCGCUCGCCGGAGUUGCUUAAUCUACUAUGUGGGCUCUUCGUCGAGUUUCUAACCCCCUCAAGGGAUUGAGCGGAGGAAUCUCCCGAGCUUGUUAUUCUAAAUCAAAAAUAUUAUCUGGAUAUAGAGAUUUCAAGGUUAUCGAUAUCAUUGCUGAGUGUCCUCAAGUAGAGUCUGUUGUAUGCCAAGUGGGUUACACAGAUGAUGUUUGUUCAAACUUCCCUUUUGGGAGACGUGCUCUUUCUUCGCAAGCUGGUGCGGAGACCAGCGAAAGCGAAAGCGAAAGCGACUCGGAAGAUGGAUUCUCUGAACUUGAUGCACCAGCCACCGCUGAUCCAACUAAGGAUGAGGGUGAAGUGAUUUCUGAACCAGAUCUAUCCGACAAUGAAAGUAUUGACGAGCCAUCUCAAAAUGAACUGGAAUUAGCAGAAACUGAAGCAGAGUUGGGUGAAAAAGUAGCAUCAAGAAAAAAGGAUGGUUUGGAACUCUUUAAGGCCAUCAUUGCUGCUCCAGGUUUAUCUAUUCAAAGUGCUCUUGAUAAGUGGGAGGAGGAAGGAAAAUAUUUGGGUCGGGAAGUGAUCGCAUUUGCCAUGCUCAAUUUGCGGAAACGUCGAAUGUAUGGAAGGGCUUUACAGCUCUCUGAGUGGUUAGAGUCAAAUAACCGUAUCGAGUUUAACGAGAGAGACUAUGCUUCUCGCCUCGACUUGAUAGCCAAGGUGCGUGGUAUCCAGAAGGCAGAGAGCUAUAUCACAAAGAUUCCACAAUCCUUUAGAGGGGAAGUGAUCUACCGCACCUUGUUGGCUAACUGUGUUGGUGACAGCAAUGUUAAGAAAGCAGAGGAGGUGUUCAACAAGAUGAAGGACUUGGGUUUCUCAAUCACAACGUUCGCUUGUAACCAGUUACUCCUACUCUAUAAGAGGGUUGACAAGAAGAAGAUAGCGGAUGUAUUAUUAUUAAUGGAGAAAGAAAAUAUCAAGCCUACUCUCUUUACUUACACAAUCCUAAUUGACACCAAAGGCCUAUCAAAUGACAUUGAUGGGAUGGAUCAAAUUGUGGAGACGAUGAAGGCCCAAGGCAUUGAACCUGAUAUUCAGACACAGGCUACCUUGGCUAAGCACUAUGUCUCUGGCGGUCUCAAAGAAAAAGCUGAGGCUCUUUUGAAAGAGAUGGAAGGAGGCAACUUAAAGGAACAUCGAUGGGCUUGCCGGGCUUUACUUCCUCUCUAUGCAGUACUUGGAAAGGCUGAUGAAGUUGGGAGAGUUUGGAAGGUCUGUGAGUCAAAUCCCAGACUUGAUGAGUGCAUGGCUGCCAUUGAAGCCUGGGGAAGGCUGAAGAAAAUUGAUGAAGCUGAAGCAGUUUUUGAGAGGAUGUCAAAGACAUGGAAGAAACUCUCUUCCAGACAUUAUACUUCAUUAUUGAAGGUUUAUGCAAACCACAAGAUGUUGACCAAGGGGAAGGAUCUGGUCAAGCGCAUGGCUGAUAGCGGAUGUCGUAUUGGCCCAUUCACUUGGGAUGCACUUGUAAAGCUCUAUGUGGAAGCAGGAGAGAUUGAAAAGGCUGACUCUAUCUUGCAGAAAGCAACGCAACAGAGCCAGAUGAAGCCAAUGUUUAGUUCCUACAUGACCAUUAUGAAUCAAUAUGCUAGGAGGGGAGAUAUCCAUAACGCGGAAAAGAUGUUUCACAGGAUUAGGCAAGCUGGGUAUGUUUCUCGACUUAUGAUGUUCAACGCUCUAAUUCAGGCCUAUAUUAAUGCCAAAGCUCCAGCAUAUGGAAUGAGAGACAGAUUGAGGGCGGAUAACAUAUUCCCGAACAAGGGUUUGACGGCACAACUGGCUCUGGUUGAUGCAUUUAGAAAGACACCGGUGUCGGAUUUGCUGGACUGAGAUAUUUAUUUCCUGUUGGACAAGUUAAAUGACUUUUGUGUCAACGUUUCUUUUGAACAUUCCCUGCAUUGCAAUUCUGCAUAAUAUUUAGGUUCAAUGUUCUUGAAUUUUCUGUGCUCAUCUUUUAUGUUUCUUGUAGUUGUUUGAACGGUUUAUGCUUCAUAAGAAUCUUUAAGCUGCAAGCUCCUAAUUCUGCUUGUUAUCCACUCUCUAUAUGCAUCAUUGUUUUGAUGUA
This is a messenger RNA of Tripterygium wilfordii, 2219 nucleotides long. Its product is annotated as pentatricopeptide repeat-containing protein At1g80270, mitochondrial-like. Gene Ontology annotation, cellular component: mitochondrion. Lineage: Eukaryota; Viridiplantae; Streptophyta; Magnoliopsida; Celastrales; Celastraceae. Gene Ontology annotation, molecular function: protein binding. The record is from RefSeq and is a predicted model, not a curated record. Bases 131 to 1984 code for a protein of 617 amino acids. The transcript has 3 exons.